Messenger RNA from Chelonoidis abingdonii (Abingdon island giant tortoise), 4969 nucleotides. RefSeq names its product protein phosphatase 1 regulatory subunit 13B (gene PPP1R13B). Gene Ontology annotation, molecular function: transcription factor binding; p53 binding. The record is from RefSeq and is a predicted model, not a curated record. Gene Ontology annotation, cellular component: nucleus. Gene Ontology annotation, biological process: negative regulation of cell cycle; apoptotic process; regulation of apoptotic process. Lineage: Eukaryota; Metazoa; Chordata; Testudines; Testudinidae.
ACAUGCCUUUUCCCCAUCCACCCCCCUCGAUCGAGGCGUCCCACCCCGGCCAAUGGGGAGGCGGCGCUGUAGUUAACCCCUGGCCUGGCGGAACGGCGGAGGACGCCGAGCAGGUAGCGCUGAGGUGAGGGGCUGUGGAGCCUGGUUUCCACCGCCGCCUUCAUCUUCUCCCCGCUGAGGGCAGUAGCCACCGGGGAGCGAGGCCUGCGGGGAAGCGAGAGGCGCCUGUCGUCGCUGCCGCCGCGAUCUCCGCUUCCCCCGGCCGGUGAGGGAAGCAGCCCGCGCAGCAGCUAAGGAGGCUGGGAGCGACGGCGGCUUAGGAACCGCUCCAGAGAUGAUGCCGAUGAUAUUAACUGUGUUCUUGAGCAACAAUGAACAGAUUUUGACAGAAGUUCCAAUUACACCAGAAACAACCUGUCGAGAUGUUGUGGAGUUCUGCAAAGAACCCGGUGAAGGAAGUUGCCAUCUGGCUGAAGUGUGGCGUGGAAAUGAACGCCAUAUACCCUUUGAUCACAUGAUGUAUGACCAUCUACAGAAGUGGGGACCCCGCAGAGAAGAAGUGAAAUUUUUUCUUCGUCAUGAGGAAUCUCCAGCUGAAAGCAAUGAACAGAGUGGGCGUCAGACCCAAAAUCAGAGAAAUGGAAUAAAUAUACCUGUGGAGAAACGUACAGAGAAUGGGCUUGGGAAUCCACGUGUAGAACUCACACUCUCUGAACUUCAAGACAUGGCUGCCAGACAACAGCAGCAGAUUGAAAACCAACAGCAAAUGUUGGUUGCUAAGGAACAACGUUUACGUUAUCUGAAACAGCAAGAACGCCGUCAGCAGCAGUCUAUUUCUGAGAGUGAAAAGCUUCAAAAACUUAAAGAACGGGUAGAGACCCAGGAGUCAAAGCUGAAAAAAAUACGUGCCAUGAGAGGACAAGUGGACUACAGCAAGAUCAUGAAUGGCAAUCUGUCUACUGAAAUUGAGCAUAUCAGUGCCAUGUUCCAGGAGAAGCAGCAGGAGUUACAAGCUGCAGUGUUAAAAGUAGAUCAGCUAACUCAGCAAUUGGAGGACUUAAGGAAAGGGAAAUUGAAUGGAUUCCAAUCUUAUAAUGGACAGAUGACAGGACCUGCAGCUGUAGAAUUAAAAAAGUUGUACCAAGAACUACAGAUUCGUAAUAGGCUUAACCAGGAGCAGAACUCCAAGCUUCAGCAGCAGAAAGAACUUUUAAACAAACGUAACAUGGAGGUGGCUAUGAUGGACAAGCGUAUCAAUGAGCUGCGUGAGCGACUAUACAAGAAAAAAGUUGAGGCACGUCAAAAAGAAAACAUUCCUUUAAAUCAUAUUAAUGGAACAUCAUCGCCCCAGUCAUCUUUGACUGCUUCAGGAAGAGUAGCAGCAGUGGGGCCUUACAUCCAAGUUCCUAGCUCUGGCAGUUAUGCUGUACCAGUAGACCCAGUGAAACCACAGUCUCUCACCAUUGCUUCCACUGCGACUCAUGGGAGAUCAAAAUCUGCUAAUGAUGGAAACUGGCCGACAUUUAAACAGAGUUCAACUCCUGUGGUAAAACCACCUCAAAUCUCCAAUGCAGACUGGAAGGAAUCAAGCAUGGACACUGCUUUAAAACAAGGAACUGUAUUCAAUCAACCGUUGCCAUCUUCAGUAUUAGGAAGUACUGAUAAGCUGGGCCUUGAUAUGGGGAAAGUGCCACCUACUAUCGCUGGUGUAAGUAAGCAGUUGCCUCAAAACUAUGGAACCUAUCCAAGCCCUGUUCCUUUAGGAACAGGUUCUACAAAUUCCCUGGAAAGGCGGAAGGAUGGCAGCCUACCAAGACCUGGCUCCAGUAUAACAAAUCGGCAAAGACCUAUACCCUUACCACCAUCGAGCAAUAUACAUCAACCUAGUUCCUCACAACAGAUACAACAGAGAAUUUCUGUACCUCCUAGCCCUACUUAUCAACCUUCUGGUCCCUCCUCAUUUCCUGGCGGAGAUGGCAGGCCUGAGCUCCCUUUAACUGUGGCUAUCCGGCCUUUUCUAGCUGAUAAAGGAUCAAGGCCUCAGUCUCCAAGAAAAGGACCUCAAACAGUGAACUCCAGUUCCAUCUACUCAAUGUAUCUUCAGCAAGCAACACCACCAAAGAACUAUCAACAGGCUGUAUACAAUACCCUAAAUAAAUCAGUAAAAGCAGUUUAUGGAAAACCUGUCCUACAGUCUGGUUCAACCUCUCCAUCACCUUUACCAUUCCUUCAUGGAUCUUUGCCUACCCACACGUCACAGCCACAGUCUCAGCCUCAGAUUGAGUUCAUUGAAAAAGAUCAAGAGCUGGAAAACAUUCCGCCAUCAGGUGAAAAUAGCAAUGUGGAAAACAUUCCUCGCCCUCUCAGUCCUACUAAGCUUACACCUAUUGUGCAUUCACCCCUACGAUAUCAAAGUGAUGCUGAUCUUGAAGCUCUUAGAAGAAAAUUAGCCAAUGCUCCUAGGCCAUUAAAAAAGCGUAGCUCUAUCACUGAACCUGAAGGGCCCAGUGGACCAAAUAUACAGAAGCUACUGUAUCAGCGCUUUAAUACACUUGCUGGAGGAAUAGAAAGUGCUCCUUUUUAUCAACCAAGCAACCCACAGGACUUUAUAGGCAACUUAGCAGAUGUUGAUAAUGGAAACACUAGCACCAAUGGAAAUAUUGAAGAACCUAUUUCUGUGCAACCCACAGUUGCUGUUCCUGAUGAACCACCUCCUUCAUCAGAUGCCAAUGAUAAUGAAUUACCUUCUCCUGCCACUGAGGAACUGAUUAGCACUGAAACCACUAACCAAACCUCUGAGACUACUGAAGACAAUAAUAACAAUCCUGCUGUAGUUCCUUCCACUGAGCAGUCAUCCAGUCCCACACCUGAGGUCAGCUCCCCAGUAGAAGAUGAAGUUCCUGUGCCACUAGCUGUUCCUCCUCCACUUCCUCCAACUAAACGUACCAACCUGAAGAAACCUGACUCUGAACGAACGGGUCAUGGUUUGAGGGUAAAGUUCAACCCUUUAGCCCUCCUGCUUGAUGCUUCUUUGGAGGGAGAAUUUGAUCUGGUACAAAGGAUCAUUUAUGAGGUUGAUGAUCCCAGCAAACCCAAUGAUGAAGGAAUUACCCCUUUGCAUAAUGCAGUGUGUGCUGGUCAUCACCACAUUGUAAAGUUCCUGCUUGAUUUUGGUGUUAACGUAAAUGCAGCAGACAGUGAUGGAUGGACGCCUUUGCAUUGUGCAGCUUCUUGCAAUAGUGUUCAUCUCUGUAAACUACUUGUAGAAUCUGGGGCAGCAAUUUUUGCUUCAACUAUAAGUGAUAUAGAAACUGCUGCGGACAAGUGUGAGGAGAUGGAGGAGGGUUAUAUUCAGUGUUCCCAGUUCUUGUACGGAGUACAGGAGAAGUUGGGAGUCAUGAACAAAGGAGUAGUGUAUGCUCUAUGGGAUUAUGAAGCCCAGAAUAGUGAUGAGCUCUCAUUCCAUGAAGGAGAUGCUAUUACUAUUCUGAGACGUAAGGAUGAUAAUGAAACAGAAUGGUGGUGGGCUCGACUCAAUGAUAAAGAAGGCUAUGUGCCUAAAAAUCUUUUGGGGCUAUAUCCAAGAAUAAAGCCUAGGCAGCGAACCCUUGCUUGAAUUCAGUUGUUUGGCAGUGCAGAACAUGGCUGGUAACUGGAAGCUUAAACCCACACUGGAGUCAUCUUUUUCUAUCACAUUUCAACUGGAGAAAUAAAAUUCUAAUCUUUGUUUUUAAUGGUGCUCUCUCUUAUUGAUGAACAGCAGUCAAGGGUUUUAAAAUCUGCAGUUUAUAAACAAAGGUCAUUCCAUGUAACCCACCACUGACUGGAAGAGGUACUUAGUCUACAGUAUUUUGUCAACUCUACUCUAAAUACCAAAAAUACUCUUAUAGAAGAGUCUAUGGGUGGAAGUUUCUUGUGUUAAAUGUUCACAAAUGUCAUUUCCAAAUUGCAGAUGUACUGUCCAAUCUGUUCUAUCCCCCAAUAACUGUCCCAUGUCAAGAUUUUGGAUAUUUUUUGACACCAUUGAAUGUUGUUUACUCAUUACUGACUUAAUUCUGUGUGUUCUGCAGAGAAGACUUUCACAUGCUAAGUGCAUAAGCAAUCACCAAGGCUCUAUAUGCUCUAGGAUUUAGAAAUAAAGAUAUGUUAACUAAUGUUCUAAGUCCUAGUCUAGGGCCUGCUCUACACCUAAGACUUAAGUCAACCUAGCUACAUUGCUCAGGGCCGUGAACACUUACAUCCUGUAUCACAGUUAGGUUGACCUAACUCCUACCAUACCUGCAACUAUUGAAUGAGAGGUAGUUUAUGUACAGCAAUGGAAAAACCCCUUCCCUCACUAGAGGAAGCAUCAUGCUACAGCAGCACAGCUACAGUGCUGGAGCUGUGCCACUGUAGUGUAAAGAUACUCUUUACAAAGCUCAAACAGAAGCUUUAGAGAUGCUAGGAUCUAGAUUUUGUUUGCAUUUAAAUGACAAGCUAAAAGCAUCAAAACUACACUGUUUGUAUACUUCUCAAAACCCCUACACUAAUUAACUUGUUCAUUUUCUUGGUAUUCAGUUUAUUACACGAGUUUUACCUCUACUAAUUUGCUCCCACUCCCACUAACCUGUGAACUUGUCUGUUUGGAACAAAAGAACAUAUAACAGUGGAUUUGCAGCAGAUUAAAGGAUUUGUAUGUUUGAUGGAUGAAAGUGCAAUAGUUGAGAAGGGUAAGAGUCUGAUAAAUUAAGAGGUACACUAACUUGAAGUCUGCCUGAGUAGUUGGACUAAAAAGUGGAGAGCUAGUUGUGCUAAUAUUGAGAGUCAAUGAAGAAGAGAAACAAAGGGUUUGAGGUUUUGAGAAUGGCAAUAAUUUGCUAUUUUGGUAAGAACAGUUUCUGUGGUUCUUGGCAGCCCAACACCUAUUGCCAGGGUGUGUUGUGUUAUGCAAUAACCUUUCCACUAUAUUGUAGUUUCAAGCAAAAAAAAA